UAUGAGUACGUUCAUCCGGCCGAUCACGACGAGAUGACCGCGGUUCUGACGCCUCAGCCCUCGUAUCACUCACACUUCAUCCACGAGCAUGAAGUGGAGCGCUCGUUCUUCUUGAGAAUGAAGUGUGUUUUGGCCAAACGUAACGCCGGGCUGACGAGCGGAGGAUAUAAGGUCAUCCACUGCAGCGGCUAUCUGAAGACGUCUGCGCUGGACUGCUAUCAGAACGUGGGUCUGGUGGCGGUGGGACACACUUUACCUCCCAGCGCCGUCACCGACAUCAAGCUUCACAGCAACAUGUUCAUGUUCAGAGCCAGUCUAGACAUGAAGCUCAUCUUCCUCGACUCCCGGGUUUCAGAGCUGACAGGAUAUGAGCCACAGGACCUGAUUGAGAAGACCCUGUAUCAUCACGUGCACAGCUGUGACAGCUUUCACCUGCGCUGCGCUCAUCACCUCCUGCUGGUCAAAGGUCAGGUGACCACUAAAUAUUACCGCUUCCUGUCCAAACACGGCGGCUGGGUUUGGGUGCAGAGUUACGCCACCAUCGUUCACAACAUCCGCUCGUCUCGUCCGCACUGCAUCGUCAGCGUCAACUACGUCCUCACGGACACAGAGUAUAAAGGCAUGGCGCUGUCUCUGGACCAGCUGAAGCCCAGCAAACCUGCGUUCCCCUACAGAAACCAGCAUGAGCCGGAGGACAAAACUCCAAGCAGCAGGAGGAAGAUCCUGGUUUCUCCUUACUCUCAGCAGUUCUUGUCCUUUCAGCCCGAGUGCUCAGAUUCCGAGCGCGACAGCCAAUGGGGCGGCAGCCCUCUGACAGACUCCGCCUCCCCGCCGCGACUGGAUCACAGUGAUGCGUGCGGCUCGCUGUGUUACGCUCUCUCUCAGGAUGACGCGGUGCACACAUGUCUCGUUGGGACGACGAGCGCGCGGACAGUUCUCCGGGCUCGUCGGGCGAUUCGGGAGACGGUUGCCAUGGCAACAGGGCGUUUCACGUGA
Molecule: messenger RNA, 996 nt
Organism: Sinocyclocheilus anshuiensis
Lineage: Eukaryota; Metazoa; Chordata; Actinopteri; Cypriniformes; Cyprinidae
Product: single-minded homolog 1-like
Exons: 8
Biological process (GO): regulation of transcription by RNA polymerase II
Molecular function (GO): DNA-binding transcription factor activity, RNA polymerase II-specific; RNA polymerase II transcription regulatory region sequence-specific DNA binding; protein binding
Source: RefSeq, a predicted model, not a curated record